Messenger RNA from Botrytis byssoidea, 1233 nucleotides. RefSeq lists its product as uncharacterized. Bases 1 to 1233 code for a protein of 410 amino acids. Lineage: Eukaryota; Fungi; Ascomycota; Leotiomycetes; Helotiales; Sclerotiniaceae. The record is from RefSeq and is a predicted model, not a curated record. The transcript has a single exon.
AUGGCUUCUACAACAGCCGGGGCUGGUGAGGGCGCAGCUCCGCAGCUACCAGUGAUAGAAAUCGGCCAGAACCAUAACGAAAUCCCACCGGUUGUCAGCGAUGCUGAAAAGAAAGAAGAAGGAAGACCUUUAACACCAGGUUCCAGUGCGAACGUCUCUCUCAAUGAAGCAGUUGGAAGACCAGAACACACAAAUGAGGCACCUAGCAUCAACGUCAUUGAUCCGCACAAUAAUACCAUUGAAGAGAUACCAGCAUACCUUCCGGCCGCAGCCGUAGACAACGGAAAUGCCAUCUUCAAUGCUACACCAGCUCUCGCCUCAGAUUCUGACAACGGAAGCAGCGCUCUCGCAGCUCCUCCAGCUUAUGAAAAACUGGCACAGAAAAAUCCGAAACCAACAGAUCACCUCUCCAUCACCAUCGGUCCGGCUGUUAUCCUCCUCUCCGAUAUCGUCUUCCCAUGCAUAAUAUACUACGUCUGGUUCGACAUUCAUCGCGCCCGCUGGGCCAAAUCCUGCGAAGCAUACCCCAAAAACGAAUGUCCACUCGAAAAACCAGAAUACGACAAAGACAUUCUCGGCUAUGCCAUCAUCUGUUUCGGAUUCGGCGAACUCUACAUCCUGAUCGUGCGCGUCUUACGGCUUCUCAAGUAUCGCGAUCUCUGUGCUCCGCUGCUCUCAAGAUCUAAAUGGGAAUUGGAUGCCACGUCCUGGGUAUAUGGUGUUUCGAUGCUGAUGGCUCUCAUCCCGUUUGUGGUGGGAAGCGAACUCGAGAUUCCGGAGCUGUAUCUCUAUUCUCCGGGCUUCCUGAUGAGUUUCCUCGGUAUCGUCAUGGUGAUCUCCCUCAUCCCGUUCAAGAUUCCUAUCGGGAUUAAUUCUCACGCGCGGGGCUCUCCCAUGCGUCCAUUUAUAUACUAUGCGGCGGAAGAUUUCAUCGCGGUUGAUGGUCUGCAAGACCGAGAGUUUCGAGUGCGAUAUAAUGCACGAUAUGAUUCUUCGCCGGGGUUUCGAAGAAUGUUUUUACAUCUGACGCUGUGGUGGAUUUUUGGCGUCAUGGUUUAUCUGGGUAGUUUGAGCGCGGUCAUUUGGUCGCUGGAAUUUCAUUAUGCGUUUGGGUUGUCGUUGGGGGUGCUGUUUGCUUAUUUGGCUAUUUGGGCGACGACGAGUUAUUUUUGGGUCGAUCGAGUAAUGAAGAAGGAACGGAGAGCGUAUGAGGAGAGGGUGGCGAAAUUUUGA